Octopus sinensis (East Asian common octopus) is the source of this 980-nucleotide messenger RNA. RefSeq names its product protein O-mannosyl-transferase TMTC2-like. Gene Ontology annotation, biological process: protein O-linked glycosylation via mannose. The record is from RefSeq and is a predicted model, not a curated record. NCBI's taxonomy places the organism in Eukaryota, Metazoa, Mollusca, Cephalopoda, Octopoda, Octopodidae. The transcript has 8 exons. The coding region runs from base 1 to 957 and encodes 318 amino acids. Gene Ontology annotation, molecular function: mannosyltransferase activity; protein binding. Gene Ontology annotation, cellular component: endoplasmic reticulum membrane.
AUGAGUAAUUUACCAUGUGCAGUGGUAAUGAACCGGGACAUAACUGGCCUAGAUUCUGCUGUCUGUGAUGCAAGAAAUAUUCUAAGAGGCAUUCUCUUACAAGAUCAGCAACGUUAUCAUGAAGCAAUAGAGAGCUACAAGACAGCAAUUUUGUGCCGUCCGAAACUCACAAUGGCUUACCUGAAUCUUGGAAUUGUCUACAGUUUGUUAGGUAGAAAUGAUGAAGCAGAAAAAAGCUAUUUGAACUGUUCAAAUGUAGAUAUUACCGGUUUGCGACACCCUCGACUUCAUGAAAGUACCAAGAUCUCCGCUCUCUAUAACCUUGGCAGAAUGUAUGCAGACCAACAGAAAUAUCAGUUGGCUAUUAAGACCUAUAAUAAAGCUAUUCAAAGAGCACCCAGUUAUUAUGGAUUGCAAAGUAUUUACAAUAUGUUAGGUGAAGCUUACAUGAAAUCUGAUGAUGAGGCCAAAGCAGAAUUCUGGUACCAGGAAGCAUUGCGCGUGAAGCCAGACCAUUUACCAGCUCACAUCACAAUGGCUAAACUGCUGUCCAGAAGAAACCAACCAGAUAAAGCUGAAAAAUGGUACUUAAAAGCAAUGGCUCUUGAUUCCACGUACAAAACUGCUCACCAGCAUUACACCCAGUUUCUGGGUGAAUCUGGCCGGCAUGCAGACCCAGUUCUUAUCUACAAACAGGUGCUUGAAACAAAUAGUGAUGACUUUGAACAUGUCUUUAAUACAGCCAAUGCUAUGAGACAAUCUGGUAACUACACUGAAGCUGAAGAUUUUUACCAAAGGGCUACACAGCUGAAUCCUCAAGUUGCUACAGCUCACAUGAACCUUGGUGCCAUCUUACAAAUUGCUAGUAUUUUCCCUAGUUUUUUUAAACAUGAACAGCACAAUGACCAUACAUAUUUUCACAGAAGAUUACCUCAAAACUUAAUUGGUUGCUCAUAAAAAUCCAUUACAAAACCUCAUUA